Messenger RNA from Scomber japonicus (chub mackerel), 891 nucleotides. RefSeq names its product G1/S-specific cyclin-D1-like. The record is from RefSeq and is a predicted model, not a curated record. The transcript is spliced from 5 exons. Gene Ontology annotation, molecular function: cyclin-dependent protein serine/threonine kinase regulator activity. NCBI's taxonomy places the organism in Eukaryota, Metazoa, Chordata, Actinopteri, Scombriformes, Scombridae. Bases 1 to 891 code for a protein of 296 amino acids. Gene Ontology annotation, biological process: positive regulation of G1/S transition of mitotic cell cycle; regulation of cyclin-dependent protein serine/threonine kinase activity; mitotic cell cycle phase transition. Gene Ontology annotation, cellular component: cyclin-dependent protein kinase holoenzyme complex; cytoplasm; nucleus.
AUGGAAGCUCACUUGUUGUGCUGUGAGGGGGACAGGCCUGCCAUUCGAAGGGCCCACCGGGACUACAACCUUUUGACUGACCGGGUCCUGCACGCUUUGUUGCGGGCAGAGGACAGGUACCUCCCCGCUGCCAACUACUUCAAAUGCGUCCAGAGAGAAAUCUCUCCGUACAUGAGGAGGAUAGUGUCUACCUGGAUGUUAGAGGUGUGUGAGGAGCAGAAGUGUGAGGAGGAGGUCUUUCCUCUGGCUAUGAACUACGUAGACCGCUUCCUGUCUGUGGAACCCACCAAGAAAAACCACCUGCAGCUGUUGGGAGCUACCUGUAUGUUCCUGGCAUCCAAGCUGAAGGAGACCAUACCACUCACUGCUGAGAAACUCUGCAUCUACACAGAUAACUCCAUCACCCUCACUCAGUUGCUGCAAAUGGAGCUGAUGGUAUUGAACAAGCUCAAGUGGGACCUGGCUUCAGUGACCCCUCUGGACUUCUUUGACCACUUUCUGUCUCAGCUGCCUGUGAGAAGGGAGAACAGACCCUUACUCAGGAAGCACGCUCAGACUUUUGUGGCGCUGUGUGCCACAGAUGUCAAAUUCAUAGCCAGCCCUCCGUCCAUGGUGGCAGCAGGCAGCCUGGUGGCAGCAGUGGAGGGCUUACAGAUGAGAAUAGCGGGCAACGCCAUGAUGUCUCAGAAACUGACAGAGCAGCUGGCACAGACCAUCAGGAGUGACCCGGACUGUCUGAGAGCAUGUCAGGAACAAAUUGAAUCACUGCUGGAAACCAGUCUCAGACAGGCACAACAACAGCAACACUCAGUAACCAUGGAAACUAAGAACGUCGGCGAGGGGCAGGACCUCUCAACUACACCCACAGAUGUACGGGACGUCAAUAUCUGA